AUGUUCAGACAUGCAUUACAAGCUGUUGCAUUCCUCAGCGAAGACAAAAUCACUGCCAAAGUGGAGCUCUUGAAGAAAACAUUCACGUGGACGGAUGCUGAGGUGGGCAUUGUUGUUUCUAAGUGUCCACAAGUGUUGUCCAGGAAUAAAGAAUCGCUGGAGCGCAGGUCCGAGUUCCUUAUUUCCGAGUUGGGAUUGGAACCAGCAUACAUUGCUUAUCGUCCAGCAUUGCUCACUUAUAGUCUAGAGGGCCGGCUUAGGCCCCGGUGCUACAUUGUAAAGUUUCUUAAGGAAAAUGGGUUGCUAGAUCAUGACCGGGACUACUAUAAUACACUCAGUAUCAGCGAGAAGGUAUUCAUGGAGAAGUUCAUAUUCCCUCACAAGGAAGCUGCACCCCAUCUCACUCAAGACUAUGCAAAUGCUUGCAGGGGGGAAGUGUCCGCCAGGUUCAGUUUUACUUGA
Molecule: messenger RNA, 462 nt
Organism: Triticum turgidum subsp. durum (durum wheat)
Lineage: Eukaryota; Viridiplantae; Streptophyta; Magnoliopsida; Poales; Poaceae
Source: the annotation of a GenBank genome assembly